AUAAAUGAGCUUUGCGUGCUAUAAAACUCUCCCAAAUGGACCACUACCGGAGUGCCCUAACUGAAAUUUUCGUCAACCUCUGUGAUAAUCCCUUCUCUUCCUCUUCUCCUGAUCUUGAUUGAUUGAUUGCGAGUCGUCCGAUGUGGAAGGGGCGAGAGGAAAAGGAGACGGCGAUGCGGCGACACCGCUGGCUCCGCCAGAUCGGCAUUCUGCUCCGCUGCUUCGAGGCUGCCUCUGCCGUCCUCCUCCUCUCCUGGUCCUCCGACCGCGCUCCUGCUGCAGCUCGCCUCACCGCCGACUUUUUCCGCCGCCUCGCCGCCAUCCUCCUCAGUCCCCGAUUCGUCUUCCUCAUCGGCAACGCCAUCGUUCUCCUCCUCUUUUCCAAAUCCCACCAACGGUACUCUUCGCACUCCCUCUCCGCUUCCGCCGCCGAUAUCUACCAAGAGUUCCUCGAGAGCCGCGGUAGCGGCGGCCACCUACCCUGCUCCCAGGCGCCGUCGUCGUCGCCGCAUGAAGAAGCGAUCUACGAUGACAAGGAGGUUUGCAUCGAGACGCCGGCGUACCAAAGGAGCCGGUCUGAGAGAACGAGGCGGCGACGGGGCGCGCGGCCUGGGCUCCGGCGGGCUGCGACGGAUUUAGGAUUGGCGAAGGGGACGAAGUUAGUCCAGGAUCACGAAGACGAGAAGGCGGCGGAGGCAUCAGACGCGGAGGAGUUCCGGCGAGUUGUCGAGGCGUUCAUCGCGAAGCAAACUAGGUUUCUCCGCGAGGAGGAAUGCAGCGCUGCUGUCUCGCUCUCGCCCACGCCCACCUUAUCGGAACACCACAAGGCAGUCUCGCUGUUCAAUAACUAGAAUUAGAAAUGGAGAACAGAAUUUCCCAUCGCAGUGUUGAAAUGCAUUCACAAGAUACCAUAAGUUAUAAUUUCCUGUCCUCCAUUUCAAAAUAAAUGCUCAAAAAAGUUCACAUUUCUCGGGACUAAUUUGCUCAAAAAAACAAAGGAAAAAAAAUCACA
This is a messenger RNA of Zingiber officinale, 1012 nucleotides long. RefSeq lists its product as uncharacterized. The record is from RefSeq and is a predicted model, not a curated record. The transcript has a single exon. Bases 141 to 851 code for a protein of 236 amino acids. Lineage: Eukaryota; Viridiplantae; Streptophyta; Magnoliopsida; Zingiberales; Zingiberaceae.